AUGGAUCCAGGGUCUAGUACCCCGACAUCAGGAGAGGAGGAAGCCCCUGCAACAGACGACCUGCACAGAAUACCCACAGUCCGGAGCACGGGGAGGCUAGAGAUUGUCGACGACAAGCCCGUGUUCAAGCCUACCAAGGAUUUCGUACUGGCCUUCAUCGCACUAUGCGUGCUGGGCCUCGCCUGCGCCUUCGACGCGACCACGCUGUCGGUCGCCCUGCCGACCAUGAGCUCCGCGCUGGGCGGCACGGCAUUGGAGGCCUUCUGGUCGGGCACGAGUUUCCUGCUUGCCUCCACCGUGUUGCAGCCCACAGUGGCGUCUCUCAGCAACAUCUUCGGCCGCAAGUAUCUCAUCUACUUGAGCUCCGUCCUCUUCGCGGCCGGUUCCCUUGUCGCCGCCCUAGCGGGUAACUUCAGUGUAGUUCUGGCUGGCCGCACGAUCCAAGGUGUUGGCGGAGGUGGCAUCCUGGCCCUCACCGAGGUCGUCAUCACUGACCUCGUCCCCCUUGCCUUUCGGGGCCAAUGGUUCAGCAUUAUGAGUGGGUUCUGGUCGAUCGGGACUGUAACCGGGCCCCUGAUCGGAGCGGGAUUCGCCCAGGAUGUCACCUGGCGGUGGAUCUUCUAUAUCAACUUGCCCAUCAUCGCAAUCGGGGUCCUUUUUGUGGUUCUCUUUCUGCAUCAGACCAAGAUACCCGGCGACAUUGUGAGCAAGCUCAAACGAUUUGACUGGCUGGGCUCCGUGCUGUUCACAGUCAGCUCAACGGGCUUCCUCUUCGGUCUCACCACAGGCGGCGUAAUGUAUGACUGGAGCUCUUGGAGGGUGCUCCUGCCCUUGAUCAUUGGGCCCUUUGGCUUGGUUGCCUUCGCAUACUGGGAAUUCCGCUUUGCGUCGGAGCCCAUCAUCCACAAAGGAGUAUUCAACAACCGGGACAUGAUUGUGUCCUACGUCAUGACGGUGUUCCAUGGCAUGAUUCUGUGGAGUGUCCUUUAUUUCCUCAUCCUCUACUACCAGGGCGUCAAGUUCUUUAGCCCAGUCAUCUCUGCCGUCGCAGCCCUCCCCGAAACCCUGACCGUUGCGCCCGCCGGCCUCGUAGUUGGCAUCAUCGCCGGCAAGACAGGCCACUACCGCUGGUCCCUCUGGGCCGGCUGGACGCUGACCACGCUCGGGGCCGGCCUCCUGCUGCUCCUGAAGCCGGGGACCUCGACGGUGGCCUGGAUCUUCCUGAACAUCCCGAUAGGGCUGGGGACGGGCAUGCUCUUCCCCGCCAUGGCGCUCAGCAUCCAGGCGGCGUCGGAGCCCGGGCUCAACGGCGAGGCGGCCGCGUUCUUCAGCUUCAUGCGAACCUUUGGCCAGGCCGUUGGCGUCGCCGUGUCCGGCGUCAUCUUCCAGAACGUCUUCCGCCGGAAGCUACUGGAGCUGCCGGACUUCGCGGGCGUGGCGGACCAGUACUCGCGGGACGCAACGAUCGUGGUCGAGAUCAUCAAAGCGAUGGACCCUGGGCACCAGAGGAGCGAGCUGGUGGAUGCUUAUAACUCUGCCCUCCAGGGUAUCUAUGUCAGCAUGAUCGCGUUCGCGGGUUUCUGUAUGGUGUUGAGCGUGAGUGUCAAGGGUUACACCUUGCAGCAGGAGCAUGUGACGAAGCAGGCUCUUGUGCAACAAGCUCAGGAGCGCAAGGAGCCUGGAGAUAUUGAACGAGGAACUGCGAAAGCACAGCUGUCGUGA
This is a messenger RNA of Diaporthe amygdali, 1722 nucleotides long. RefSeq lists its product as uncharacterized. Gene Ontology annotation, biological process: transmembrane transport. Gene Ontology annotation, molecular function: transmembrane transporter activity. The coding region runs from base 1 to 1722 and encodes 573 amino acids. The transcript is spliced from 2 exons. NCBI's taxonomy places the organism in Eukaryota, Fungi, Ascomycota, Sordariomycetes, Diaporthales, Diaporthaceae. The record is from RefSeq and is a predicted model, not a curated record.